This is a messenger RNA of Rasamsonia emersonii CBS 393.64, 2553 nucleotides long. RefSeq names its product Stress activated MAP kinase interacting protein. Bases 1 to 2553 code for a protein of 850 amino acids. Gene Ontology annotation, cellular component: plasma membrane; cytoplasm; TORC2 complex. Gene Ontology annotation, biological process: TORC2 signaling. The record is from RefSeq and is a predicted model, not a curated record. Lineage: Eukaryota; Fungi; Ascomycota; Eurotiomycetes; Eurotiales; Trichocomaceae. Gene Ontology annotation, molecular function: phosphatidylinositol-4,5-bisphosphate binding. The transcript is spliced from 3 exons.
AUGUCUCUCCUGCAGAAUGAAGACUUCACAAUCUGGCAGCUGCGUACCUCAUACCUUUCAGUCAUCAAGGAUGGUAUAGGCGAUCGCCUUAUCAACGUGAACAACUCUGUGCUCAACACCCCCGGUUUUCGCGCCGCUGGCUGGUCGCCCGCUGUGACAAAUGCAGCAGCACAGGAUGGCAUCAAGCGUACUUACUCUCCGCCAAUUCCGACGACGGCUACAGUGGCAUCCGAGUAUUACCGCCUCGCGAGAUACGCGCAUAGGGAAGCGAGCGACGGCGAUGGACUGGGAAUCGGGGAGGAUGGAGACGAGGAUGAGGGGGGUAUGGUAACAGGUGGUGGGGGGAGUACAUACACAUUCGGGACAAGACAUCAUGGCAGAGGUGCGCGCAGAAAUCGGCGACGCGAACGCCAGCAGAAUGAACAAAGACAGGGUGAGGGAGAGGAUGAGGAUAGCAGCGACCUUAGUGACGAAAGCGAUGAAGAUGGGGAGUUUACGCAGAGAGCUGCACAGCAGAUCAAGUUCGCAAAAAUGCCGAUAAGGCAUCGAGCAGGGUCCUCUCCAAUUCGAUCUUCAGAUCGUCGCGAUGGGCCGGAAGUGACUGUGACAUCACCAUCUCGCGCAUCACCUGACAAUCGUUUUCGGCGAAGUUCGCUGGGUGCAGUGGAGGUGAUGAAAGUGCGAUCUCGGGGCGAUACAACUACGAGCAGUGAUCUAUCCGACGGCGAAAUGGACCCGUCUCUUUUCAAACGACGCACGAUUCAAUUCUCAUCCGAGCAUCAGGUCAUCGAGGAGCCAGCAAACCAAGAGCCUGAAAGCACUAACAAGGCCAGUGCUGAGAACAGCGAAGCGACUGCUGGAGAAAUGCAUGAGCAGGAAGAAGAUUUUGGAGGGGAAUCGCCCGACUCCGUGCUCUCCUCUGAUUUUGGGGCUACUGCUGGCUCUACCUCCCUACUUGCAGAUGUCGAUAUGAAUGGCACCUUGGAUUCGUCACCCAUCAUGAUGCACAAGCUACCUAAUGCGGGUAGCACGCAGAGUGCUUCGCCCAAGAAGCCAAAAACCUCUGCCCCUACUUUGCAGGACCUUCCUCCGCCGCGACCUAUCAGUACCGUACAACCAGUGAGUCUGUUAUCCAAGGAACUCAAUGCCCGAAAGAAAGUUCCCAGCAAUCCUGUGGAGAAAUUUGCCUCGCUAUGGGCCAAUGGCUCGACUACGGCAUUGAAUGUAAAGAUAUACGCCCCGUUCUCCACCCAACCAGAUAAACCGUUUGAUCUGCCAAUUUUCCGCGAGUUCAAAGAUGAAGAUCACUCGGGACCAGUCACUGUUGCGGACGCUAUCGGGCUGAGUCUGUGGAGAUACAUCAAGGAAGGUCUCAAGCCCCCGAUUGAAGGCGAGAAAUUGAACGUCAACCGUUGGACUUUGCGAAUGGUUGAAGACGGCGAGGUCGAAUAUGAUUUCCCUCCUCUGGGUCGAAAUCUGCCGUUGGCCGAUUUCACCUCGAACAAUAAUCGAGCCGCCGCGCUUCGAGGGCGGAUAAGAGGUAAACCCUACGAUGAAUUCGCGCUGGUCGAAGCCACACAGGCCGAAUUCGAGGAGAAUGAACGUCUUUACCCCAAAUUCAGUACAGGGCAAUCCGAAGAGAGCGGCGAGCAAGCAUCAGCGGCGGCGAAUACGCAGCAGCCAACUGCGGCGCCGCAAAAUAAGCCGACGACGAGGCUCAAUCCUAUCCUCAACCAACCGUUCUCCUCUGCGCUGAAUGACAGCUCGUUGACUCCGGCUGACCGGCCAGCGGUUCCCACAUCCCAUGCCACUCCCCGGAUGGGAGUCUCCAAGACAUUAAAGGUCCGGUUUAUCAAUUCGGAUGGCUCGAGCCAAAUGACGACCGUCAACACGUCCACUGACAGCUACAUCGCCGAGAUCCUUGAUUCCGUCUGCAAGAGAUGGGGCUUGGACAAGGGUAAUUACCUUCUCAAGGUCAUGGGUUCCAAUACCGUGGCGCCAUUGGACCGCACGGUGGAGGCACUGGGCAGCGUGACGGAGCUGGACGUCGUCCGCCGGCGGUUUGGCGCAGGCUCGUCACUGACAGGGUCGCCCGGCAGCUCUUCUCCCAACGCGCCUCUUUUGAUUGACAACUCGAACAAUGCGAACUCGAAGAAAGGCAAGAAGGGGCAUCAAAUGCUUCACCCCCUUGCGCAGAAGCAGGACUUGGUCGGCGGCUAUUACCGUCGUUAUUAUGUCUUCCGCAAACAAUCCAUGUCCUUUACGACUUCGAACCAGCGCGUUUUGGUGCUUGACAAUGACUAUCUACAUAUCAUGCCGGCCGACUCUGGCAAAGGGGUUUUUGAGCACACGGGGAAGACUCGAUCGAUCAGUUUCAAUGAUAUCGUGGGAUCCAAGGUGAGCCGGCGGCAUCCCAAGAGCUUCCGGGUCGUCGUCCUUCGCGGCAACGAGGCCAACGAGCAGAAACGGUACGAUUUCGAGGCUCGAAACGAAGUGGAGGCGGUGGAGAUUGUGGAUGAGAUCAAGAAGAACAUGGCCCAUUAUCGGAUCUAG